AUGUCAGAACCUGAAUAUGUAAAUGCAUUCGCAGAAUGGCAAGCCGAUGACCUGAUGCAGAACUGCUUGCAUUGCCAAACAAAAUUUACUUUUCUGGUGCGAAAACAUCACUGCAGAUGCUGCGGAGGUAUUUUCUGUGCCAGCUGCAGCGAUAAGUUUCUUUGGUAUAAUCGACGCAGGCUAAAAGUAGUGCGUCGACAAGAUGAUUUUGAAUCGGCAGAAUUUCCGCCUCAUAGAACAUGCAUCUCGUGCAGCGAGAAUCUGGUGCAAAGGAGACUAGUUAUCACGAAAUGGGGCGAUAGAAACGCAUCGUCAUCGCGGAUCGCAGUGGACCGGUCAAACCCACAGUCGCGAUCGGAAUCUUUGAUGGCAGAGAGUAGUGCAGACCGUCUGGUAAGUGCCCCAAGCUCUUCUUCGGCUUCAUCUCUCCAAACCAACGAAGUGGUCAAAAACAUCACCGUGGCAGAAGCUACACGGAAGGCAGAUUUGGAUGCCGAUCGCUGCCCGAUUUGUAACAGCGAUUUAGCCAAAUUGACAGAUUUACAAUCAGUCACUCAUAUUCAGAACUGUGUGCGGGCUGCUGAGCUAACUCAGCAGCAUCAUCACCACCAGCAUCCGUCAAUCCCGGGGAAUACCGCUUCAAUGAAAAGCCCGGUAUUACAGAAUAGAAUGUUGGUUUACGUCGUCCCUAAUACACCAGACGCAUUGUCUAACGCCGACUUUGAGUAUCCAGAAUGCCCCAUAUGUUUUGAAGAAAUGAAGGGUGGAGAUAAGGUCGGACGUCUCGAGUGUUUGUGCGUAUUCCACUACGAUUGCAUUAAAGGCUGGUUCAGGAAGAAAAGCCAGAAAACUAAAGCUAGUUCUUCCGGGCUUGUCUCCAAAAACUUUUGCCCAUUACACGACGCCGUGUUUUGA
Molecule: messenger RNA, 915 nt
Organism: Lachancea lanzarotensis
Lineage: Eukaryota; Fungi; Ascomycota; Saccharomycetes; Saccharomycetales; Saccharomycetaceae
Gene: PIB1
Product: LALA0S12e01486g1_1
Exons: 1
Coding region: 1-915 (304 amino acids)
Molecular function (GO): metal ion binding
Source: RefSeq, a predicted model, not a curated record